AUGCCUCUCCCCAGUUUGGACCUUGUUGUUGGUAAAACAUAUCUGUUGAGAAUAGAUCUACUACCAAGUCUCAGGAUGGCAGCUAAAACACAGAAACUCAGCUUGAAGCGUGAAGUGGGACUUAUUGGUGCUAUCUCAUUCAUUGCCGGGACCAUGAUGGGAUCUGGAAUUUUUAUGUCCCCUCAGUCUGUGCUGGUCAACAUAGGAAGCCCAGGAGCCAGCCUGGUGAUCUGGGCAGCCUGUGGUCUGCUGGCCACGUUGGGUUCCCUCUGCUAUGCUGAACUGGGCACUGUCAUUUCUGAAUCUGGGGCAGAGUACAUAUAUAUUCUGCGGAUAUUUGGCCAAGUAGUUGCCUUCAUGUUUGUCUUUAGCUUCGUCAUUGUGAUGAGACCUGCCAGUGCAACAGGGAUAGCACUGAGCUUUGCUGAAUAUGCAGUGGCUCCUUUCUACCAUGACUGUACCCCUCCAGAGCUGUUGGUCAAGUGUGUAGCUGCAGCAGGGAUUUUGGUGUUAGCAAUUGUGAACAGUAUGAAUGUACGUCUGGCUAUGUUCAUCCAGGUAUUUUCCAUGGUGAUCAAGCUGGUGGCCUUGGGAGUGAUAAUUAUUGGAGGUGUGGUGCUGCUUUUCAAGGGGAACACUGACAACUUUGAGGAUUCCUUUAAAGGGACCAAUGUGGAAAUCAGUUCCAUUGGGAUUUCUCUUUAUCAGGGCCUGUGGUCCUAUGAUGGCUGGAACACUUUGAAUUAUGUCACAGAAGAACUAAAACGGCCUGAGGUAAAUCUGCCCAGGGCAGUUAUAAUUGCCAUCCCCAUGGUAACCAUACUGUAUCUACUAGUCAAUGUGAGCUACCUGGCUGCCAUGACGCCAAGAGAACUGAUGUCGUCGAAUGCAGUGGCUGUCACCUGGGGGAAUAAGGUGCUUGGGAGCUGGGGAUGGGUGAUGUCUAUCGCAGCCGCUUUGUCUGCUUUCGGCUCCCUGAAUGGAACAUUCUUUAGUGGCGGCCGGGUGUGCUUUGUGGCUGCAAGAGAGGGACACAUGCCUGAUAUUCUGUCCAUGGCCCAUGUGAAUCGACUGACCCCCUCUCCGGCCCUGAUCUUCACCACGGCUAUCUCACUCUUGGUUCUCAUCCCUGGUGACUUUCAGAGCAUUGUCAACUUCUUCAGUUUCACUGCCUGGUUCUUCUAUGCAAUCACUCUGUCUGGGCUCCUCUACCUCAAGAUCAAGAAACCUGAACUUCCCAGGCCAUAUAGGGUUCCCAUUGUAAUCCCCAUCUUGGUCAUCAUCGCAGCAAUUUUCCUUGUGCUGGCACCUAUAAUUGACAACCCCGCGAUAGAGUACCUCUAUGUCACCUUGUUUAUCUUUAGUGGUGUUUUGUUUUAUGUGCCCUUCAUCCACUUCAAACUGUGCCCUGGACUGUUGGAGAAAGUCACUGUGUUCCUGCAGCUCUUCCUAGAGGUGGCCCCAGCAGACAAAAAUCUAUGAUUUAUUUUACAGAAUAUAUGUCUGAGGAUAAUAUGGUCUGCUGAGUAAAUUGUGAAUGACUUUUCAAUAGUAUAUACAGUGCCUUCAGAAAGUAUUCAUACCCCUUGACUUAUUCCACAUUUUGUUGUGUUACAGCCUGAAUUCAAAAUUGAUAAAAUGUUAUUUCUCACCCAUCUACACACAAUACCCAAUAACGACAAAGUGAAAACAUGUUUUUAGAAAUGUUUGCAAAUAUAUUGAAAAUGGAAUACAGAAAUAUCUAAUUUACAUAAGUGUUCACACCCCUGAGUUAGAAUCACUUUUGGCAACUACAGCUGUGAGUCUUACGGGGUAAGUCUCUAAGAGCUUUGCACACCUGGAUUGUACAAUAUUUGCACAUUAUUAUUUAAAAAAUUCUUCGAGCUUUGUCAAGAUGGUUGUUGAUCAUUGCUAGACAGCCAUUUUCAAGUCUUGCCAUAGAUUUUAAAGCCGAUUUAAGUCUACUGUAAAUUGGCCACUCAGGAAUAUUCAAUGUUGUCUUAGUAAGCAACUCCACUGUAUAUUUGACCUUGUGUAUUAGGUUAUUGUCAGUGGCGACCUAUCAUUCAGGGCAGGUGUGACACGCAUGAAUACGCGUCACAUUUCAGUUUGCAAACAAUGUAAAACAUUGAGUUAAUAAGGCCGCAUACAAACAUGGUCUCUUUUUUGUUUUCUUGAGUAAGGCAGCUCCAAAAUGCAGGUGUUUCAGCCUAGCUCAGUGCUUUCUGUGGUGGUCGGGCAGCCAGCAGAAAAUACGGAGCGUAGGCGUUGGUAAUGUUCUCUAGCUGCGCCGUGAUUGGGUAAUGUUCUCUAGUUGUGCCGUGAUUGGCUCAGUGUUCUGUCACUCAUGAGGACACUACGUCACCUCCAAAUCUAAGGGUAGAGCCUGAAAUUCAAGCCCCAUUGGGUGCUGCCAUAGAGUUACAUUAGAAGUGCCAAUCCAAGAUGGCUCAAGGUCAUUGGCCACAUAUAAAAGUAUGUCAAAUAAUGUUAUAUCUACAGUAGCUUUGAUUGGACUCAACAUCAGACUUUCAAAAUCUUAGCUAACAAGCAAGGAGACAUCAUGAAUCAAGUUGACAAUCUACUUACACAUGCUUUUUAAUCCUUCUCAUUUAAAGAGAAAUUAUUGAUAAAACGUAUCGGUGUUCAUCGGCCAUAAACCUUACACAAGUUGGAAAUCGCAAAAUCAACAAUGAGUGGUUUGGAAGGAAUUAUUGGCUAAAUGCAAGCAUUGCAAAGCAAUCACUAGCCUGUCAUUCAGUGGAGUGUCUGUGUGGUCCCAAGUCUGGGUUUAAGGGUCUCUUUUCCAAGCUUAUUUUUUAUUUUAUUUUAACUAGGAAAGUCAGUUAAGAACAAAUUCUUAUUUACAAUGACGGCCCACACUGGCCAAACCCAGACGAUGCUGGGCCAAUUGUGCGCCACCCUAUGGGACUCCCAAUCACGGCCAGUUGUGAUACACCCUGGAUUCUAACCAGAGUGUCUGUAGUGACGCCUCAAGCACUGAAAUGCAGUGCCUUAGGCUGCUGUGCCACUCGGGAGUCCCAAAAGUUCCGUUACAGUCCGUAGAAACAUGUCAAACGAUGUAUAGAAUCAAUCUUUAGGAUGUUUUUAACAUAAAUCUUCAAUAAUGUUCCAACCGGAGAAUUCCCUUGUCUUCAGAAAAGCAAAUGGAACAGAGCUCACUCUCACGUGAACAAGCGUCACGAGCUCAAAGCAUUCUGCCAGACCUCUGACUCAUUCCCCUCUCAUUUGAUGCUUCUACUUCACAGUAGAAAACCUCAGAUUUCCCACUUCCUGGUUGGAUUUUUUCUCAGGUUUUUGCCUGCCAUAUGAGUUUUGUUAUACUCACAAACAUCAUUCAAACAGUUUUAGAAACUUCAGAGUGUUUUCUAUCCAAAUCUACUAAUAAUAUGCAUAUCCUAUGAUCUGGGCCUGAGUGGCAGGCAGAUUACUCUGGGCACGCUUUUCAUCCGGACGUGAAACUACUGCCCCCUACCCCAAAGAAGUUAAGUCUCCUUCGGUUUCUGUGGAAUUGGGAUUCUCUUGGCUCCAGCAACACAAUCCCCUUGAUUGGUCUGCUGGUGCCAUCAUGGGCUGGAGCCAGUUCUGCCAUGCUUAUUACCUGAAGUCAGCGCAGCCUGCCCCGGGAGGUCUUACUUGCCCUCGACCUCUCCGCCAUUACAUCAUCGCUUCAGGAGGUGUACCGAUGGUUCCCGGGAAGGUGAGAGCGGUGGUGGAUUAGCCCCAGCCUACACCCAGAGUGCAACUCCAAUGUUUUAGUCAACUUUUAUUGCUGCUUUAUCCAGGGUUACAUCCACGUUCAUCUGUACAAAUAAUAGUACGCAAGUAUAAACACCAUGGGACCACGGAGCCGUCAUACCGCUCAGGAAAGAGACGUUCUGUCUCUCUUAGAGAUGAACAUACAUUGGUGCGAAAAGUGCAAAUCAAUCCCAGAACAGCAAAGGAGAUGCUGGAGGAAACAGGUACAAAAGUAUCUAUAACUACAGUAAAACGAGUCUUAUAUCGCCAUAACCCGAAAGGCCGCUCAGCAAGGAAGAAGCCACUGCUCCAAAACCGCAAUAAAAAAACAGACUACGGUUUGAAACUGCACAUGGGGACAAAUAUUGUACUUUCUGGAGAAAUGUCCUCUGGUCUGAUAAAACAAAAAUAUAACUUUUUGGCCAUAAUGACCAUCGUUAUGUUAGGAGGAAAAAGAGGGAGGCUUGCAAGCCGAAGAACACCAUUCCAACCGUGAAGCAUGGGGGUGGCAGCAUCAUGUUGUGAGGGUGCUUUUCUGGAGGAGGGACUGGUGCACUUCACAAAAUAGAUGGCUUCAUGAGGAUGGAAAAUGAUGUGGAUAUAUUGAAGCAACAUCUCAAGACAUCAGUCAGGAAGUUAAAGCUUGGUCACAAAUGGAUCUUCCAAAUGGACAAUGACCCCAAGCAUACUUUCAAAGCUGUGGCAAUGUGGUUUAAGGACAAUAAAGUCAAGGUAUUGGAGUGGCCAUCACAAAACCCUGACCUCAAUCCUAUAGAAAAUGUGUGGGCAGAACUGAAAAAGCGUGUGCGAGCAAGGAAGCCUACAAACCUGACUCAGUUACACCAGCUUUGUUAGGAGGAAUGGGCCAAAAUUCACCCAAUUUAUUGUGGGAAGCUAGUGGAAGGCUACCUGAAACGUUUGACCCAAGUUAAACAAUUUAAAGGCAAUGCUACCAAAUACUAUUGAGUGUAUGUAAACU
This is a messenger RNA of Salvelinus fontinalis (brook trout), 4738 nucleotides long. RefSeq names its product b(0,+)-type amino acid transporter 1-like. NCBI's taxonomy places the organism in Eukaryota, Metazoa, Chordata, Actinopteri, Salmoniformes, Salmonidae. Gene Ontology annotation, cellular component: membrane. Gene Ontology annotation, molecular function: L-amino acid transmembrane transporter activity. Gene Ontology annotation, biological process: amino acid transmembrane transport. The record is from RefSeq and is a predicted model, not a curated record. The coding region runs from base 1 to 1482 and encodes 493 amino acids. The transcript has 6 exons.